This is a messenger RNA of Ramularia collo-cygni, 4596 nucleotides long. RefSeq names its product related to ABC a-pheromone efflux pump AtrD. The transcript has a single exon. Bases 1 to 4596 code for a protein of 1531 amino acids. Gene Ontology annotation, cellular component: membrane. Gene Ontology annotation, molecular function: ATP hydrolysis activity; ABC-type oligopeptide transporter activity; ATP binding. Gene Ontology annotation, biological process: transmembrane transport. The record is from RefSeq and is a predicted model, not a curated record. NCBI's taxonomy places the organism in Eukaryota, Fungi, Ascomycota, Dothideomycetes, Mycosphaerellales, Mycosphaerellaceae.
AUGGGUGUAGAUAGAAGAUAUUUUCUUGGCGAAAAGAACAAUAGGAGUGGCAACAUUCUUCGUGCCUUUGGCCGUAAGACCCAGAAGCAGCUUCACUUCGAUUUUGACAGCGGGUCCGUGCCACAUCCCACCUCACCAACCAACGACUGGUUAUCAACACGCGACAUCCGGACACCUCCGCGAAUACGAGUUUUGCCUGAUGGGAUUGCGGCCAUGCAGGACGAAGCAUCCGGAAGCCAUCGUCGACACAAGCGACUCUCAUCGAAAGACAGUAUUGCACAAUCCGCCGCGGACUCAAGUGCGAGUGGCAACGCGGACGAUGAUGUCCCAGCUGUCAAGGCGCCAUGGCGCUCGCUUUUCGCCUUUACCACGCGACGACAGGUUCCACUAUUUAUGGCUGGGGUCGCGUGCGCAAUUCUGGCCGGUGCUGCAAGCCCGGCGCAAACACUCAUCAUCGGCAAGCUCUAUGGCGGCUUCACUGACUACGCCUCGGGGCGGCUCGACAAGAACGAGUUCAUGCGCAAGGAGACGACAUAUGUAAUCUACCUUGUCGCCAUAGCAGCCGCUAGUUGGCUGCUCCACACGAUCGACUUCGGUAUUUGGCUCGCCUUUGGGGAGCUGCAAGCAAAGAGUGCUCGAGAUCGCUUGUUCCACGGACUCCUCGAGAAAGAGAUCGAGUGGUACGACAUGCGCAAGAACGGUAUUGGAGCCAUGCUGCCUAGGCUGCAGGCGCAGAUUCGAGACUUGCAACUUGCCGCCGCUCAGCCCAUGGGUAGCAUCUUCCUCUCCUUGUCGACUGCCAUCUUGUCUCUUGUACAGGCUUUUGUUGUGUCUUGGAGUCUCACGCUCGUCACACUCGCGACCGUUCCUCUCAUUAUGUUCCUGCUUGUACUGUGCUCCAACGGCAUGCAGACCAGCAUUAACAAGCAGCAAGACCAUCUCACCGAAGCGCAAAAGUACACAACAAAUGCAUUUGCAUCCAUUGACACCGUGAAGUGCUACAACGGACAGGAGAUAGAGCAUAAAAAAUACACCAACAGCAUUGAACGAGCUGCUCAUUGGUAUGCCUGGGUCGCACAUGCAAGCGCACUUCAGAUGGCCCUCGUUGUUCUGCUCUCGGUCUCCAUGUUUGUCCAAGGAUUCUAUUACGGUGGCGUUCUCAUUCGCAAGGGCGAGAUUGGCACGGCAGAUGUUAUUACAACGUUUUUCUCGGCCAUCGGUGCAUUCCAGGCGAUACAAGGUAUACUGCCGCAGAUGAUUGUGCUAGAAAAAGGUCGCACUGCUGGCGCCACGCUCCGUGUGGUCAUGGCUCAGGUUCUCCAAGGGCCCGGCUUGCAACGGGAGAAGGGUCUUCUAGUGCCAAGUUCGUGCAAAGGAGACAUUAAUGUCACCAACCUGACCUUUGCAUAUUCGCAGCGUCCGGAUCAGCCUGCUCUACGGGAUGUCACUCUCUACCUCAAGGGCGGAGAUCUAACCUUCCUCAUUGGCCGUAGCGGCUCCGGCAAGAGCACCAUCGGCCAGCUGCUGUUACGUUUCUAUGCAGCAUCUGAGGGGGAGGUCCUCCUGGACGGUACUCCGCUGGAGUCCCUCGAUACCUCUUGGCUGCGCUCCAACAUUACCUUGGUGGAGCAAACAAGCAUGCUAUUCAACGAUACCAUUUUCCGCAACAUCGCUUUCGGUCGAAAAGACAAUGAAAAGGUUACAAGGGCCGAAGUCAUGGAAGCGGCAGAAUUCGCCUUGCUGCAGCUCAUGAUCGGAGAGAUGCCCGAUGGCCUUGACACGGCGGUCGGUUUCAAAGGAGGCUCAAUGUCGGGAGGGCAGCGUCAACGCAUGGCUUUGGCCCGGGCAAGACUACGAGAUACUCCAGUGUUGAUUCUGGACGAAUCGACCAGCGCUUUGGACCAAAUUAGUCGCACACUGAUGAUGGAUGCGAUAAGAAGGUGGCGUAAAGGCAAGACAACUAUCAUCAUAACCCACGACAUUGGACAGAUUCAAGACGACGAUUACAUGUACAUCCUUGAAGAAGGCAGGGUUGUACAAGAAGGACAUCGCAGUCAAUUGCAGAAAUUGAAGGGCACACCUUUCCAAGGGUUCCUCAAUGUGGACGAUCACACCGAAACGGCGGCAUCCAUUACCAAGACAGUAUCGUUUGAUUCUCAACCAUCGCGGGCAUCGUCAUCUUCACUCGAGUCGUUUUCCGACUUUGGAGUAUCAAACUCAUUCUUUGACCCUCUAGAUGCUGCGCUAAGAGCUGGAGAGAAGAACGCAGCCAACCGAAGCUCGUAUCUUCCCAGUGUUCUUCAAGAAGGCAGUCCAGUACCUGGAAUGCUUCGGAGGAAAGGAGAUACAUCUGCGGCUCCGUGGAUACGAAUGGGACUGACGCCCGAAAUGCCCGUCGCCACCAAACCUAGGCGCGAGUCACAUCUUGAGCGACCAGAAUCACUCGGGGAAGUUCCGACCACACCUCCUGAUUCCAAACGAUGGACCGCAGCGAUGGAGAAACUGGUUGACCAGACCGGAACCUUUGCAGCCAACGCACGAAGACGCUCGAUGGGCAUCAAUCGUACACGACGGCCAAUCGAUCAAAAAGACCAUAAUGAUGACGACUCUCCAGCGGGUCCACGGGCAGCUUUGGCGGCGCUGGAGGCCAACGACGUGGCCGACGAGACGGAACGGAAGAUAACGCUUGUGGAAAUCUUCCGUACCUUGUGGCCAAGCCUAAACCUGCGAGAAAAAGCGUGGCUUGUAAUCGGCUUCUGGUGUGCCACAAUUCACGCUGUGUGCAGUCCAACUUUUGCAUUCGUCAUUUCGAAGCUGCUGAGUACAUAUACCAUGCCUGGUGGUGGCAAAAGCAAGUCGCUGCUCUACUCUAUGAUUGUGCUGGCCAUCGCCUUCGUGGAUGGCUUCCAUGUGUACAUGUACCGCAUGGUGCUUGAGUGCAUCAGCCAGGCAUGGGUUGACUACGUCCGUGCCGAAGCAUUUGGUCGUAUCCUGGACCAGGAACGUGAGUUUUUUGAAAAGCAGGAGAACGGGACCUCACGCUUGACCGAAAGUCUGGACCGUAACGCAGAGGAGAUGCGCAAUCUAGUCGGACGAUUUGCCGCCAUGGUCUGGAUUGCGUCUUUGAUGGUCAUUGUCACCAUCAUUUGGGCUCUCGUCGCGCAAUGGAAGCUCACGCUUGCAGCAUUGGCCAUUUGUCCGUACAUCUGGGGCACGUUGCGACUCUUUGCUGCCGUCAGUGAGAAGUGGGAACAUCGAUGCAACGAUGCAUCCGAAGAAGCUGGAGCAAUCUUCAACGAGACGUUCACCAAUAUCAAGACCGUUAGGGCGCUUACCCUAGAGCCAUACUUUCUCGAAAAGUACACAAGAGUAACGGACAGUCUCCUGAGACUCGGUAUGCAGCGUGCCAUGUACUGCGGCUUUCUCUACGGUCUCUCAGACAGCGCAGGCGAAUUCAGCACGGCCAUGAUCUUCUAUGUGGGAGCUUUGAUUGUCAAGUCGGGUGCAUCUGUCACAGACGUCAUAAUGGUGUUCACGCUACUGAUAUUCUCUCUCACCAGUGUCGGUGGGAUCCUUGCAUACAUCCCUCAGGUCGGAGCCUCCAAAGACACGGCAAUACGGCUUCUUCGUCUUUCAAACCUACCCCAGGACUCACAUGAGCAUCUGGGAGACACUCGCAUCGUCACAAUCGGCGACAUAGUGUUCGAUGAUUUGGAUUUUGCGUAUCCUACGCGCCCUGACGCUCUUGUCUUGAGAAACAUCAAUCUUGUUCUACAUCCGGGAACUACGACAGCGAUCGUUGGAGGGUCUGGAUCCGGAAAGUCCACAAUCUCGAAUCUGUUGCUGGACCUGUACAGCACCGCCUCAAUGCCCACAUCGCGAGUUGGCGAUCUAUCCUUUGGCGGCCGCGAUAUGGAGCACAUCUACACMCCUUCGUUGCGGGCUCUGAUCGUCAGCGUCUCGCAAACACCAACUCUCUUCGCCGCGACUGCUGGAGAGAACAUCGCAUACGGUCUGCCUGCGGAUUCGCCCAACAAUACCCCCGAAAGCAUAGUCUACGCGGCUCGACAGGCUGGAAUCGACGAUUUCAUCACCAGUUUACCCCAAGGCUACAAUACGCUCAUUGGCGAUGGUGGACUUGGUCUCUCCGGCGGCCAAGCCCAGCGAAUUUCCAUUGCACGCGCUUUGGUCCGCAAGCCCUCUGUCCUGAUUCUUGAUGAAGCCACAUCUGCUUUGGACGUUGAAUCUGCRAAUCUGAUUCGACAUACACUCACAGACUUGGUGCAGGAUCGCAGUCACGAGAUGACGAUCAUCAUCAUCACGCAUCAUAGAGACAUGAUGGAAAUGGCGGAGCGUGUCGUCGUUCUCGAUCAAGGCCAGAUUGUGGAGGAGGGGACUUUUGAUGAGUUGUUGGCUAAGCAAGGACCGUUGUCCCAUUUGCUGAGUGGUGGAGAGUGGACGGAUAAUCUUGGUAGAGACACACGACCUGUCAGAGCUAGCAAGAGGAGAAGCGGAUUGCCUGUGCUGAAGCAAGUCGAUUGGAAGUCGAACAGAUUGAAGAAAUUGGCGGUUGUGCAUCAGGGUAAACGUUUGUAA